This is a messenger RNA of Sphaerulina musiva SO2202, 1875 nucleotides long. RefSeq lists its product as uncharacterized. Bases 179 to 949 code for a protein of 256 amino acids. NCBI's taxonomy places the organism in Eukaryota, Fungi, Ascomycota, Dothideomycetes, Mycosphaerellales, Mycosphaerellaceae. Gene Ontology annotation, biological process: box C/D snoRNP assembly. The record is from RefSeq and is a predicted model, not a curated record. The transcript has a single exon.
CCGCCUCUUCCUACUUACCUACUUCGAGACGAUGCGCUAUAAGGCAAGCCCUCUUUGAUCUGCUGCCCAGGCAGAGGCUCCCUUCCUUUUUCUCUCCCCACAUACUACCUCUACCCACCCUACUGUACUAUUAGGUACUGUAGCACUACUACAAUUCCUCUUCACCGGCGCACUCAGCAUGUCCACCAAGCGAUCUUGCAACGACGCCGACCUGCUGCUUCCCAUCUGUAGCACCCAGACCGCCGCGAAGCGCAACAAAAAGUUGUCACCGCCCCCCAAGCUCUCCAACAACAGUAGUGAAGCGUCCAUGGCUUCCACGCUCUUCAGCGACGGUGCUGCCUCUGACGUGACUGUCGCGAGUAGUGUCAGCUCGGUCGAUGGCCCAACCACCAACACUGAGCCAGAAGAAGGCACCGAACGAGCCUCGAGCACCGCCAGCGACGACUCCACCAGCGAAGACAGCUCGACCAUGGACGACGAAGCCGAUGCCGAAUAUGAGGAGGACGACGAGGAGCUGGAGCCGGUGCGCGUCACAUCCCUUCCUCGGCCCAACAGAAUCGCCGUCGAAAUGGGCAAGCCACAGAUCGAUCCCGACGUCGUUAUGGCCUAUGCAAAGGAGCUGGAGAGCAGACUACAUGCCUUCCUCCCAAAGCUGCGCCAGGCGAAUAGCGAGCUGGCUGAAGAGAGCGCAAAGCUCAACAUGGAGCAAGUGGACGAGAGCAAACAGCACAUCGAGAUGAACUUGGACUUGGGAGUGCUGGAGCAGAAACCGAUCAAGCACGAGAGGAUGUCUGAGGGUAUACGAUUACCGAGUAGAGCUGCGGCCCCUACUCGGGACGAAUCGCAAAUACUGUCACCAAACAUGACGGUUUCAGCCUUGCUCCAUGGUCGCAAAGAUCAUGCGCAAGACAUCAAGGUGGAAGUCAUGGACACUCCCGACGCGGGCUGAUGAGGAUGAGCUUGAAACAUUGCUACAAUAUCAUCUCAUACUGCGAAUGCUGUAAUGCUCCUCUGACAGAGCCAUGGCAAACGCUUCUCACGACACGCGAUUCCGCCUAGGCAUGGGGAAGCUCUUCUGUGAGUCUGAAGACAAGAAUUCAGUCCGACUCCCACGCAGCUUGUAAACCGCAGCCUCGCAAAGCAGAGGAAUUCGAGCUUCUGGGGUACGUCAUGGCCGCUGCAACUCAUGCGCAAGUUCGGUCAAGUCUGGACGGAGAAGCGUACUCGUUGUGGCGCACGAGUCUAGGUAGCGACGGUCUUACGAAGGGAAAAUCCAUAGGAGAAUGCAAAUGACUCGAGCAUGUGCCGGAAACUAAACCUCUGUUGAAUCCCAAAGCUCGCGCGCUGAUCGGUCUCCAAGGAUCCUCAUCUCGCCCAGGAGGUAUAGGGGCGACCUGAAUCCUGUAUACUACACCGUCGGGCAUAAGGGCUGUAAGAAUAUCUGAACAUGCUUGACCACACGUUGCAGAGAGAAACUUAAGUAUAUUUUGGCUGAUGAGGCAAACGCGAAAGAAUGAAAAAAGAAAGAAAAAAAUAUGUACUUUCUUAUCUGGUUUCCACUAGUUCUACUCCAUGAGCAGGUGGGGGGCUUCCUGCAUCAGGACUUUGCUUUGGCCUGCAGAUCAUAUGAACUCUCAUUUACACCUCACUCUACUGGGCAUGUACGAAGUGCAGCCGUCUGCUGUCAAGAAUGCUGCCGUCACUUUGCUAGGUACUGGGAGGAGAGAGAGAGAGAGAGAGAGCAGGGAGGGACUGUGUUUCUGUCAUCAGUUUCUGAAAGGAUUUCUCACGUGCCUUAGGUACCUAGCGGUAUGUGCAUGGAGGAGUCCAGUGAGACUUCCGACAUUGAAAUCUUCAAAUUUGCAUUGAUUAUUG